CAGCGUAAGCAACAAGGAGGAGUAACCAACAGAACCAGAACCAGAACAAGUACCACAACCACGUACAUCAUUAACAGCAGUAGCAGAAUGACACAGAUGGAGAAACAGCAGCAACAUACCUGGUUGAGCGUCCUGCUGGUGCUGGCCUGUGCCGGUGCCUGGCUGAGCCUGGUCCAUGCCGAGGACGACGACAGCAUGACGCUGCAGGAGGUAGUCGAGAUGAUUGAGCCCUUUGGUCAGGGCUGCGACCCGAAGCCGGAGCAAAGUCACUUUGAGGAGAUGGUGCUGAACAAGGAGGAUGCAUCGCAUGAGAGCAAAUGCUUGAGACGCUGCCUGCUGAAACAGUUUGAUCUGAUGCCCGAGGGCACAACGCAGUUCAACGAGGCAAAGACCAACGAAAUGAUGAACAUGAUGUUCUCCGAUAAGGAAGACCAAUCCAAGAUAAUUAUGAGCAAAUGCAAUCUGGCGGUCACCGACGUUAGCGAUGAGUGCGAGGUGGCUCAUUUCAUCUCCAUGUGCAUGCUGAAUGAGAUGCGCAACGCCGACUACAAAAUACCCAAUAUAAAGGAGUAGUUGUCAAGCUCCCAGCUCCAGCUCCCAGCUCCCGUGGGAGAACCCAGCUUCAAUCACAUUUUUGUUGUUUUUUUUUUCUUAGUGUAUUUGUAUUUGUAUUAGAUAUUUAAAUUGGUUGAAAAAUUCUUGAUUCCUGAUUCGAGGACAUGCACAGCACAAUAAACAAGUAGAACUCAA
This is a messenger RNA of Drosophila grimshawi, 750 nucleotides long. RefSeq names its product general odorant-binding protein 19d (gene Obp19b). Bases 88 to 573 code for a protein of 161 amino acids. Gene Ontology annotation, molecular function: odorant binding. NCBI's taxonomy places the organism in Eukaryota, Metazoa, Arthropoda, Insecta, Diptera, Drosophilidae. The transcript has 3 exons. The record is from RefSeq and is a predicted model, not a curated record.